AUGGUUACCGGAGCCACAAGAGGAAUCGGACGAGCGCUUGUCGAGAUUCUUCUGCAGCAACCGGACAAGCAAGUCAUCGCUGCUGUACGCCAUUUGCAGUCAGCUGACGCAAAAAGUCUGAGUGCACUUCCACGUGCCUCUGGAACAACGUUGACUUUGGUGAAGAUCGAUUCGUCGCGCCGCUCGGAUGCACAGGCAGCACUUGACAUACUGAAAGAAGACGGCAUCGAGAAGAUCGACACCAUUGUUGCCAAUGCAGGGAUUGCGCACGAAGGAAUCCAAAUCUCGGAAACCGAUCUCGAUGUGGUCGGUCAGCAAAUGGAGAACAACCUCAUUGGACCUUGGGCUCUUUUCAAGGCAUUCAGACCCCUCUUACUUGCGAGCAAAGAGCCCAAAUUUGUAGCGUUGAGCACUGAGGUUGCAUCACUCACGCUUCGCGACAGCCUACCUCCGGUGAAGUUGUCCGCUUACGGUGCCAGUAAAAUCGCCCUCAAUUACUUUGUUAAUCGUUUGGCUGCCGAAGAAGCGUGGUUGACAUGCUUCGCCAUUCAUCCAGGCGUGGUCAACACGGCACUUGGUGACAAGGCGAUCAAAGCCUUGGGUGGCAUCACUAUGAACAACCUGUUACAAGAUGGUAGAGCAGUGACCGUCGGAAAGGCAGCUCAAAGAGUUAUUAAGUUCAUCGAGACGGCCAACAAAGAGACGGUAUCUGGUCUUGUCUUCGACUCUUCAAGUGGCAGUACCAUCCCUUGGUGA
Messenger RNA from Acaromyces ingoldii, 756 nucleotides. Its product is annotated as NAD(P)-binding protein. Lineage: Eukaryota; Fungi; Basidiomycota; Exobasidiomycetes; Exobasidiales; Cryptobasidiaceae. Gene Ontology annotation, molecular function: oxidoreductase activity, acting on the CH-OH group of donors, NAD or NADP as acceptor. The transcript has a single exon. The coding region runs from base 1 to 756 and encodes 251 amino acids. The record is from RefSeq and is a predicted model, not a curated record.